Messenger RNA from Tremella mesenterica DSM 1558, 1200 nucleotides. RefSeq lists its product as uncharacterized. The record is from RefSeq and is a predicted model, not a curated record. Lineage: Eukaryota; Fungi; Basidiomycota; Tremellomycetes; Tremellales; Tremellaceae. Bases 1 to 1200 code for a protein of 399 amino acids. The transcript has 4 exons.
AUGCCCCGAGUGAGACCGGCGACAUUAGGCGCUGUCAGACCGUCAGAAGGGAAGAAGAUCAAUUUCGACGAUGAUGAAGAUGACUACGUGCCAUUGGUACGUUCAGCCCGGCGAGAUGAGGUUGGGGUUGUCGAAGCUGCGGACGGGGAUUGGGAUGAGGAUGGAGAUGAAGAUGAGGCUCCGGAGACAGUUACAGUGGGUGCUUCGAGGGUUGCGAGACUCGAAGCGGAAGCAAGGGAGCGAGAAUCCGCUCAAAAACGUCGUCAAGCUGCACGUGCUCGAUCGGAGAAGAUCGCAGAGAUGAAGUCGAAAAAGUCACUGAAGCGGGGUACACAGGCAAAGAGUCGCCAGACUAAACGGCCAAGAUCCCCGUCAUCAGACGAGGAGGAAGUAGAGGAAGAGGGAGACAGCGAAGGAGAAGGGGAGGAUGACGCUACCAGAAGAUUGAGACGGAGGAUGGAAGCUGCCAUGGCGGAUGGCGCGAAUGAAGAUAUUGACGAUGAUGAAGAUGGGGAAGGACGGACUGAGAAUGACGACGAUGAGGAUGAAGACGAAGAUGAGGGAGAUCUGGAGGAUGGAGAUAGUGAUGGUGAAGAUGAUGAUGACGACGAUGAUUACUCGGAAACACUCGAGGAGCCUACAACAGACGCCGAGCGACAAUUACACGAACGAAUGCAAGCUGCUAUGGAGGCUGCGGAAGCUCGGGCUGGUCUAUCCGUCCAAAAAGGUCCAGCGCCAUCCUCGUCCAAAACACCCAAAUCGGCUCUCAAAACUACAACUGCGUCCAAUACACAGCUGGAGUCUGAACAAGUCGAAGAGACCUUCGACCUCACCCCUUAUCACCCCACCGCCAAGCCUUUACCGCAGAGUGUCAUCGAAGCUGCUGCUCGUGCUCAUGCGAUAAAAGCUGCGACAGAGGCCCAGAAGAAAGUCGUGCAUGUGGAUAUGGUGAAGAAGAAGAAACGAAGAAUAGAGCCAGAAACAAUAAAAGUCAUCUCAGAAAACAAAACAUUAUUCCUUCUCCCCCCUACCCUCGGUCGUCAAGAUGACAUCCCACCUGUCAUCGGACCCGGUCAGACAGGGAGAGGUGCCAAUGCGAGGAAAGCUUUCGUCAGAGCUGCGAUGAGCCAAUCUGGUCGUGUUCCGCAGAAGGGAUUGGUGGAUGGAAGACGUAAAGUCCGUGUUGGUCCGACGAGGUGA